Camelina sativa (false flax) is the source of this 2463-nucleotide messenger RNA. The record is from RefSeq and is a predicted model, not a curated record. NCBI's taxonomy places the organism in Eukaryota, Viridiplantae, Streptophyta, Magnoliopsida, Brassicales, Brassicaceae.
GGAAGACACUUACCUGCCUAUGACGUAGAGGCAACAAAAGUUGAGUCCGCAUUUAACCAGCUUUACUCGUAUAUAUUUGAUAUGGAUGUGGGAGCUGGAUCAGCAGCAACGGCAGAUAAACCUAUACCAAGUGCCAUAUUUGUAGUGAAUUUUGAUAAGGUAAGAAUGGAUCCUCGAAAUACAGAGAUCAAUCUAGACAGUUUGAUGUUUUCAAAGCUACCAGAGCUUAGUGAUGCAGACAAACAGAAACAAGAGGCAGAUUAUAUUUAUCGAUAUAGAUACAAUGGUGGAGGAGCAUCCCAAGUUUGGCUUGGAUCAGGCAGAUAUGUUGUCAUCGAUUUGUCUGCGGGGCCUUGUACAUAUGGGAAGAUUGAAACUGAAGAGGGAAGUGUUAGUCCCAGAACAGUGCCAAGGAUACGAAACAUUGUCCUUCCAGGAAACGUUAGCCCUGUUGGUCAUCAGUCUACCAAUGAUAUCUUUUCUGGUCAAUUAGCAGCGUUAGUAGCUACUACAAUUGAGCACGUCAUAGCUCCUGAUGUCAGGUUUGAGACGGUUGAUCUAGCAACUAGAGUGCUGGUACCUAUCAUUGUACUCCAAAACCACAAUCGAUAUAAUAUCAUGGAAAGAGGACAAAACUACAGCAUAAAUAUUGAAGAGAUAAAAUCCGAGGUAAAGAAAAUGAUUCAUCAUGGACAAGAGGUAGUCAUCGUUGGAGGGGUUCAUCCAUUACAUCGUCAUGAGAAGUUAGCUAUUGCCGUCUCAAAAGCCAUGCGUGGGCAUUCCCUUCAGGAAACUAAAAAUGACGGAAGAUUUCAUGUGCAUACCAAAACAUACCUAGAUGGUGCUAUCCUCAAAGAAGAGAUGGAAAGGUCUACCGAUGUUCUAGCUGCUGGUUUGCUCGACGUGUCUGACCCUGGGCUUUCUAAUAAAUAUUUUCUCCGUCAGAGCUGGGAUGAUGAAUCUGAAGGUUCGGGUGAUUCUAUAGUAAAACAUAGGCCUCUCUGGUCAUCUUAUAGCUCGAAACUUCAGAAGGGAAAGAAAAAGAAAGCAGUUAAGAAAAAAGGCGAUCUCUACCGCACUUAUGGAACAAGAGUUAUUCCAGUGUUUAUCCUCUCAUUAGCUGAUGUGGAUCCAAUGCUCAUGAUGGAAGAUGAGAGCCUUGUGUGGGCGAGUAGUGAUGUAGUCAUUGUGCUCCAGCAUCUAAACGAGAACAUACCUUUGAGUUAUGUUUCUGAAACAGAGAGGCAGCACGCUGUUCCAGCACAGGUACAGCGGCACAUACUUGCUGGCAUAGCUUCUGCAUUAGGCGGUGUAAGUGCACCGUAUGAAAAGACCUCUCACGCGCAUGAAAGACCUAUCACCAAUUGGCUUUGGGCAGCUGGUUGUCACCCGUUUGGACCAUUCUCAAACGUCUCCCUGAUCAGUCAAAUGCUUCAAGAUGUUGCACUGAGGAAUACUAUUUAUGCACGGGUUGAUUCUGCUCUACGCAAAAUCCGUGAAACCUCAGAGGCAGUACAAAACUUUGCAUCUGAGUACCUCAAGACUCCACUUGGAGAGCCCGUGAAAGAUAAAAAGAACAAAANCCAGCAUCUAAACGAGAACAUACCUUUGAGUUAUGUUUCUGAAACAGAGAGGCAGCACGCUGUUCCAGCACAGGUACAGCGGCACAUACUUGCUGGCAUAGCUUCUGCAUUAGGCGGUGUAAGUGCACCGUAUGAAAAGACCUCUCACGCGCAUGAAAGACCUAUCACCAAUUGGCUUUGGGCAGCUGGUUGUCACCCGUUUGGACCAUUCUCAAACGUCUCCCUGAUCAGUCAAAUGCUUCAAGAUGUUGCACUGAGGAAUACUAUUUAUGCACGGGUUGAUUCUGCUCUACGCAAAAUCCGUGAAACCUCAGAGGCAGUACAAAACUUUGCAUCUGAAUACCUCAAGACUCCACUUGGAGAGCCCGUGAAAGAUAAAAAGAACAAAACCAAAACGGAGCUAUGGGUGGAGAAGUUCUACAAAAAGACAACCACAUUGCCGGAGCCUUUCCCACACGAGCUAGUUGAAAGAGUGGAGAAAUAUCUAGACACUGUAGAAGAACAACUGGUGGAUCUAUCUUCUUUGUUAUACGACCACAAGCUAUACGAUGCACAUCUCAACAGCUCAGAGAUUCUUCAAACCACUAUGUUUACACAACAGUACGUAGAACAUGUAUUGGAAACAGAAAGGGAGAACAUGAGAUGCUGUAAGAUUGAGUACAAAUACACAGUUGGAGUAAAGUCUUAUCAAACGUUGGUGUAUGGAGGAAUACUUGUAGCUGGUUUUUUGGUAUAUUUUCUCGUCAUUUUCUUCUCUUCUCCUCCUUCUCGCUAACUUAUUUACUCGGUCUCAUAGAUUCUUGCUUAAGAGAUGUAUUUUUGUAAGAUAGUAACUUCUUGGUUACUUAAUAAUUUUUGUUUAUUUUAUUGACUUGACUAA